GCCGUUUUCUAUUGAUAGUCAUCUUCACUCGGACUUCGGCUUAGUUGGGACCACGCGCGCAAACCUGGAGGGAAGGAAACAAAAAGGAAGAUGACACCGAGAUGAAGAACGACACACUUCAGUCGGCGCUCACCAUCUGCUGGCGAGGACGUGCCCUUAGGCGGCGCUACUUCCUGUCCGUGUUAUUGGACGAGCUUUUGGACUUCCUGCGACGAUGCGUUCACUGACUCACAUGGAGUCCAUCUGGACGAGACUCGGGCUCACGUGCUGCGUCGGACUGAUGAGCACCAGAUGCACGAGGACUCGCCGCUUUCCACUUUCUCAACACUCAGCCAUCUCCAUGUGGUUAUUAGCGAUUCUCUACUAAGGUGACGCAUAGAACUCGGUUGAAAGGUCGCAGGGAGGAACUGGUUCUCGACUGUAGUCCUGACUAUCAAGAAAGACGACGUGAGGAAACACUUAAAGCUACGCAAAGAAGACACCGAGCUCAAGUCCAAUCUUCCAGUGACGAGCCGUCGCUUGGUUCUUUUUCUUGUGUGCUGCGAGCUGAAAUUUGUGUUACGAGCGAGCGUCCCAUCAGCAAUUCAGGUACAAUAGUCAAAAACACAAAUACAAAAUGAAAAGACUCCCGAGGAUUGGAAUUAGUUUGAAUAUGAACUCAUUCACUGCUUUUCUCAGCGGGUUGUCGUGCAAGAGUGUCUCGCCCAGUCGCCCUGUCUGUGAACAUCAAGUUUGUAAAGCAGCGUGAUGACUAACACGUCCCUGUAGAUGGUGAUGUCGCGUCACUUUCGGACCUACUUACUCGCUUGAAGUCUCGGCGCCCUUCGCACAAUGCUCAUUGCACCGGACUAUUGCGAGAUUAGUCAUUCAAACUGCUCCAAGUGCUCGAGGACUCGGCAUGUUUUUGCACAAUUGUCAAAAAUACCAGACAACUAGUAACCCUUUAUUGCUCAGUGACUGUUUUUCUCAAUGUCUUGUUUAUGUCUUCUCCAAAGCGUUCCGUGUCAACUGACUGUCCGUUGUCGUACUCGAGCGGCUCCAAAUGCCGGAGACAAAUUCCUAGUGUGUUUUUUUGGACAUGCUUGGCAAAUAAAGACGAUUCUGAUUCUGAUUCGAGAUUUGCGCAGUUUUUGAGUCGAAGAUCAAAUUCGACGGCGAAUCUCGGCUUGUCGCGUCGAUGGUGAGGGAGAGAAAUGCCAAAAUGUUGGAAGUCGGACAAGUUGAGGCACCUCACAAACAGAGCGCGUCCAGUACGUGUACGGUAUCAACCCAGUAUGUGUCGUGGUAGCUAGUGGAAAGUGUGAAAGAAGAAAAGAUGGCACCGUUCGGGGAGCGAAAAGCACGUAAAAAAGCAGCCGACAUUCAACUCGCCCAAGCGGUGAGUCAGCGUCGCUCACGCUGCGUUUUAGUUGUAUACAGAAUGUGGAAAUAAAUGAUACUUUUGCCAUUGAAAUCCAUUUCUGUCUUGUUUUUGUUGUUUUAGAGUCUGAGGGGUGGCAAAUGCGAAAAAUAUUAGCAUCAAAGUCACUGUUGGUGCCUGAAAUGUUGCUUUUCACCCAAAGCUCGUUUUCUCCGCUUUUUGCUCAGCCAAAGUGUUUUGGUGAAAGCAGCCCAUGUUGUGCUGCUGACGACGAAAGAAGGGAAAACGCGAGGAGCUAACUUUUUUUUUUUCCUGGCGAAAGAAGCGAGUCUCCUCUUUCUUCUGCUCGCUCGGGUACUUAUAUUGUCGCAGCGCUCUCCAAAGGUCUGUGAAAAUGCCUUGAAAACAGCUGCCAGCGAGCAAAUAGCGACCAUUCCAAUUCCUACGAGUGGAAACAAGCUGCGGACGUCACCGCGCCUGCGGCGAGCGUCCGAGCGUGGCUUAAGUUAUUAAAAGUGAGCAGCUUUAACCAUUGGUCGCCGACAUCGAAGGUCGGCUUAAUUCCCGUCCGGCUGUCGCCGCCCGCGCUCAUCAUCCCUCGCAUUUCAUCUCUGGCCGAACGCCGUCUCGCAGGGCCCCGGACGCCUCCCCCCCCCCGCGGACCCUCGGGUCGCGCUAUGAAGCGUCGGCAUGGGUUUUAUGGAAUUCUACCUGGAGAUCGACCCGGUCACGCUCAACCUGAUCAUCCUGGUGGCCAGCUACGUCAUCCUGCUCCUGGUCUUCCUCAUCUCCUGCAUCCUGUACGACUGCCGGGGGAAGGACCCCACCAAGGAGUACGCCCCCGACAACGCCGCGCCGCCCCCCGGCCAGUCGCCCAUUCGCCUGGUGGUCAUGCAGAACUCGCCCGCCUCCGCCCGUUACGAGCCCGACCGCGCGGCCGAGCCGCAGACGCCCGACCUGAGCCGAGAUCGGGAGAAGAGGAGCACGCUGGUGUGAGGGGAACGAAAACCCAGAGCGGCCCCGGGACCCUCCCGUCAUUUUCCGCCGUCCCGCUUGGUGCGCAUUGAAGCGGGCUUUUGUCUCGCUCAGCCCGCUGGGAAAAACAAAGACUACAACUCCCACAAUCCAAUACAACUCUUCCUUAACCCCGCCCCCUCACUUUGGGGUUGGGUGGGUGGGGGGGUCAUGUGACCAAUUUGUCACAGGAAGGAAGUCGGACGGCCUUGCUGAGUUCCUGCUGGCUUGUGUUGGACCAGGAAGUAACCCUAUUUGGACACCUUUCACCUAAUCAGUUCUUUGUUUUGAUGCUAGCCGAAUGCUAACGUAUGCUGUUAAUUGAGCUAGCAUGUUGUUAAAAGUCUAUUGAUGGAAUAUUGAUUUUUUUAUGUUAUUUUUUGUUUGUACUUAUUUUUGACAGAACAUUGGUUUGAAAUGAGAAUGAGGGUUUAAAAAAAAAAAAGAUGUUUUGUCAUUUCAGAGUUAAAAAUGGCAAAAGUAGCAACUGAAAGUUACCCACGAGCUGCCAAUGAAAGCUUCAUAGCUGGCUAAGUUAGCCCAGCCAAUGAGAGUUGAGCUUGUGUUGGACCCGAGCAAGUGGACCAGGAAGUGACCAUAUUUGGACAUGUUUCAGGGCCUCAGCUGUUAGAUUUGAUGCUAGCCCAAUGCUAACAGUUGUAAUUAACAGAGCUAGCACAUUGUUAAGAUUUAUUGACAUCGUACUGAGUUUAAGUGAAGAUUAAGUGGGAAAAGAAUGCUGAAACAUUUUCGACAUUUAGCCAGAAAGUUGCAAGUAACAUUCUAGCCAGAAAGCUAAAAGUAAGAUGUGUGAGUUAGCCACUACUAGUCAAGGUUUCUUGACAGAAUAUUGACUUUUAAUGAGGAUUAGGUGGAGAAAAAACAAACAGCUUUUCCAUUUUUGCUGGAAAACUAAAACUAGCAUAUCAUUUCGCCAUGUUUCAGCACCUCAGCUGUUUGUUGUGAUGCUAUCCGAUGCUAACGUUCGAUAUUAAUUGAGCUAGUACGUUAAGGUUUGUUGACAGAAUAUUGGGAUUAAAUGAGGAUGAAAGAGGGGAAAACAGACAUUUUAGACAUCUUAGUUGGAAAGCUAAGCCGAGAAUGUCCGAAUAUUGGCCAUAAAUGAGGAAAGACCAUCUAGAAGUUAGCAGGAAAGAGCUAAAAGCAGCGCAUGUGAGUUAGCCACUCGCUGUUAAUGAAAGCUUCACAUUCGGUUGAACAGUUAACCAAACAAAACAAGCUUGACAUUAAUAUUAAUGAAGUGUGUCUAACUUAUUUGAAGCUAAUCAAACAUUUCCCUACAUCAGUUUCUUGUCUACAGUCAACAUUGCUGUUUUUUUCCCAAACAAACAACACAAACUCUUCUUUUUCCCCCCACCCCCUGCUACUAAAAGCGGCUUAAUCUGUGUAAAACAAGCUAAAAAGUCCAUCCAUCCAUUUUCUUUACCACUUAUCCUCACGCGGGUCACGGGCUGCCGGAGCCUAUCCCAGUUAUCUGCGGGCGGGAGGCGGGGUACACCCUGAGCUGGUCGCCAGCCAAUCGCAGAGCACAUACAAACAAACAAGACAUUCGCACUCACAUUCACACCGACGGGCAAUUUAGAGUCCUCAAUUUAGAGUCCUCAAUCGACCUAUGUUUUUGGAAUGUGGGAGGAAACCGGAGUGCCCGAAGAAAAGCCACGCAGGCACGGGGGACAACAUGCAAACUCUGCACAGGCGGGGCCGGGGAUUGAACCCCGGUCCUCCGAACUGCGAGGCAGACGCUCUAACCAGUCUUCCACCCCGUGCCGGCAGCUAAAAAGUCAAAAGUAAAAAAAAGAUAAAAAGGGGAUAAGGUGGACAAGAGGCUAAAAAAAGGACAAAAGAAAGAUAAAAAGGAAGUUGUUUUUGCGCAACGACGGCGACGCCAAAUCCUCUUACGUAAAGCAACCCAGUGCGGCCUGUCAAUCAUCCAUCAGAGGAAUUGCACAAUUAUCCGCCUGCCUGCGUCCAUAUUCCAUGUUUGUGGAUUACAUUCUGCCUGCUAAGUAUUCGCAGCGCGUAUUAAAAAUGUGUUUGUGCUUUUUUGUGCGUCCGGGGGCUUACGUAAAGCUUUGCUGGCCCACAAACACGCAAACCUCAGCAACGGUGGUGGUGAUGAUGAUGAUGAUGAUGAUGAUGAUGACGACGACGACGACGGUGACGACGGCGCACGUAAUCCCGCCUCAGGACGCUUGAUUUCGUGUACUUUCUUUUAAUUUGAAGUGUUUGAUUGUAUUUGUCAUGUUCGAUUGACACGGCAAAAUGAUGGAAAUCAAUUAAAGGCCCAUGAUGAUCACAAAAUA
Phyllopteryx taeniolatus (common seadragon) is the source of this 4698-nucleotide messenger RNA. RefSeq names its product small integral membrane protein 36 (gene smim36). The coding region runs from base 2051 to 2356 and encodes 101 amino acids. The transcript is spliced from 4 exons. The record is from RefSeq and is a predicted model, not a curated record. NCBI's taxonomy places the organism in Eukaryota, Metazoa, Chordata, Actinopteri, Syngnathiformes, Syngnathidae.